GCUCCAUGGUGGAGCAGUAGGCCAUAUGAGGCAGAAAGGCAUUUUUUUUUCAAUGCUAUGAGUAAAUUUAACAAGAUGGCACGGUGUCAUAUGUAUUGCUCGAAUUGUCAUAAAUUGACAGUAUUUUUUGCAAAUCAAGUUUAUCUUCGUGUGCUGUCUUUGCUGCUAAAAACCUAGUACUGCAAUGGCGACACCACGUGACUAAUGCGGAACAACAACAAACGUGAAAAUUUGUUGCAGUCAAGAAGCACUUGUUGGACGACAGUCACUUCCCUGAAUAAAUGCCUCUCGUCAGCACCAAGUCAAGCAGCAGCAGUUAAUGUCGUAAUAAUUAUAAUUUGUAUAUUGAUGUACGCGAUGUAUGGAACAUGGUUAGUUCUCCUUAUACUUUCCCAAACGCAUGGACAUUGUAUGUGCCAAAAUCGUACCACAAACUUCAGACCCAACAUUGUGAUGGUGAUGUCCGAUGCAUUUGAUGGGCGGCUGACCUUUGACCCUGGGAGUAGGGUGGUCCAGUUACCAUACUUAAACUAUCUCCGGGAGCUAGGCACUGUCUUCAUCAAUGCCUACACCAAUUCUCCAAUCUGUUGCCCCUCAAGAGCAGGUAAGAUGUUGGUGUGCAUUUGUAUGGAAGACCUCAAGGCAACAGCAGAUCAUUUGUCAAUAAUGUGGGCUAUGUUACGAUCCAUUCACAACAUACAGAACAAGAAGUUGAAUUGCAUAAUGCUGGUGGAUGACUCUGAUUCCAAUCGUUUCUAUGUGGAGUGGUCGCUUUGUCCAUUUAACUGAGUCCUGGAAUAAUUAUAAGUGCCUGGACCCCAAUGCCACAACGUGGAUGGACAUGCUCCAACAGAAUGGCUAUAACACCUUGAGUGUUGGGAAGCUGGACUAUACUUCAGGAAGUCACUCUGUCAGUAAUCGUGUGGAGGCAUGGACGCGAGAUGUGCCUUUCCUUCUGCGGCAAGAGGGCCGGCCGGUGACAGACCUGGUUGGGGACACGUCCACAACGAGAGUCAUGACCAAGGACUGGAGAACCACGGACAUUGCCACCCAGUGGAUCCACCACAAAGCUGCAGCUCUCUCCCAGCCUUUCGCCCUCUACAUGGGCCUGAACCUGCCACACCCCUACGUCACAGACUCCUUGGGGCCCAACGCUGGGGGGUCCACCUUCCGCACCUCUCCUUACUGGCUCGAAAAGGUGAUGCCUGAAUUAAUCUCUAUUCCAAAAUGGCUGCCGUUGUCCGACAUGCACCCUGUGGACUACUACUCUACCUUCACCAAGAACUGCAGUGGGAACUUCACAGAGCAGGAGGUCAGAAAGAUACGGGCCUUCUACUACGCUAUGUGUGCCGAAACAGAUGCCAUGCUGGGCCAGGUGAUCUCAGCUUUGCGGGACACAGACUUGCUGGACACCACAGUGCUGCUCUUCACGUCUGACCAUGGCGACCUGGCCAUGGAGCACCGACAGUUCUACAAGAUGUCUAUGUUUGAGGGCAGCUCCCAUGUCCCCCUGCUCAUCAUGGGGCCUGGGGUGAAGUCUGGCCUGCGGCUGAGUCAGCCAGUGUCCUUGGUGGACAUCUAUCCCACUGUGCUGGAGAUGGCAGGUGUAGCAGUGCCAGGUGGCCUUAGUGGUCAUUCACUCCUGCCUUUGCUGUCUCAGUCUGCUGCCCGGCCCGCACGGCCUCGCCCAGACUGGGUAUUGAGUGAAUACCACGGUUGCAAUGCCAACGCCUCCACCUAUAUGUUGAGGGAGGGCCAGUGGAAGUACAUUACCUACGCAGAUGGUGUGAGUGUCCCCCCGCAGCUAUUCGACCUAAUGGUGGACAAAGAGGAGCUUCACAAUGUGGCGUCCAAAUUCCCUGAUGUGUGUCGUCACCUGGACAAGCUGCUGCGCAGCGCAGUAGACUACCCCCAAGUCUCUCAGGCAAUCUGUCUCUACAAUAAGCAACAGUUUGCUGCAUGGCGAAAGAGUCUUGGUGACAAUUAUACCCAAGUCAUUGCAAACCUGCGUUGGCAUCUGGACUGGCAAGAGGAUGUGGAGAACAAUGAGAAAGCCAUCGAUGAGUGGCUCAUGAAAUCUGGGUUCUCUUCUGAAAAGCUCAAAGUAUCUAUGUUUUAACUGGCCUGCUGUAUUAGAAAAGCACCAAAAUAAAGAUGUCAUGCCAAACAUGACUACCAAUAACUGCACAAUCUACAACAGUGCUGCAAACUGAAAUUAUAAUUCUGGGCAAAAUGUGAGAACACACACCCCUGUAGUUAAAGCGUAAUUAUAAUUAACUUGUUUGGGGCGGCAGGGUAGCCUAGUGGUUAGAGUGUUGAACUAGUAACCGUAAGGUUGUGAGUUCAAACCCCCGAGCUGACAAGGUAAAAAUCUGUCGUUCUGCCCCUGAACAAGGCAGUUCACUGUUCCCAGGCCGUCAUUGAAAAUAAGAAUUUGUUCUUAACUGACUUGCCUGGUUAAAUAAAGGUAAAAUAAAAAAAAAUUAAAACUUUGGUAAGAUUGUGGGCGGCAGGUAUAGUAUUGUUAGGCUAGGAACCGAAAGGUCGCUGGUUUGAAUACCCGAGGUGACGUGGUUACAAAUCUUUCGAUAUGCCCUGAAGCAAGACACUUAACUUAUGUCAGUGCUCCAGUGGCACGAUACUACUAUGGAUGACCCUGUAAAACAAUACAUUUCACUGCACCUAUCCGGGGAGUAUGUGACAAUGAAACAUAAAAUAAAUAUAUUGUAUGUCUGGUAGAGUUUAUUGUUCUGUAUUAUAUUCACUUCUGGUCCUGGAGAGUUGUUGGCUUUUGUUCCAGCCCAGCAGUAAAGCUCUUGUAAAUAUGGGGUCGCAUCAACUAAAGAUUAUGACAAGAUACGUUUCUCCGCCCUAACAAUGGGAGUCGUUGUCCACACAGGCAAGGCGGGCUGUCUAGCUCCCGCCUAUCCUUUCUUUGGAUUGGAUAAAUCUUGCUAUUGUUAUCCCUUUUUGAAUAUUCGAUGAGGGUUAUUGACAUCAAAUUCCUAUGUACAAUGGAGAGAGAUGCUAUGCCACUAGCCUCGUGACAUGAAUAUACAUCACCAUCUGAUCUUCAAAAGGUUCUACAGCUGCACCAUUGAGAGCAUCCUGACGGGUUGCAUCACUGCCUGGUAUGGCAACUGCUCGGCCUCUGACCGCAAGGCAUUACAGAGGGUUGUGCGUACAUCACCGGGGCCAAGUUUCCUGCCAUCCAGGACCUCUAUACCAGGCGGUGUCUGAGGAAAGCCCUAAAAAAAUUCAGACUCCAGCCACCCUAGUCAUAGACUGUUCUCUCUAACGCAAGCGGUACCGGAGCGCCAAAUCUGGGUCCAAGAGGCUUCUAAACAGCUUCUACCCCCAAGCCAUAAGACUCUGUAACGGUACCCCCUGUAUAUAGCCUUGCUAUUGUUAUUUUACUGUUGCACUUUAAUUAUUUGUUACUUUUAUUUCUUAUUUUUGUAGGUAUUUUUCUUAACUGCAUUGUUGGUUGAGGUUUUGUAAAGUAAGCAUUUCACCUGUUGUAUUCGGCGCAUGUGACAAAUACAAUUUGAUCUCGAGACAACUCCAAUAUAGUGAUUUUUUCUCAAAGUU
Molecule: messenger RNA, 3591 nt
Organism: Oncorhynchus kisutch (coho salmon)
Lineage: Eukaryota; Metazoa; Chordata; Actinopteri; Salmoniformes; Salmonidae
Gene: arsk
Product: arylsulfatase family, member K
Exons: 8
Coding region: 734-2119 (461 amino acids)
Molecular function (GO): arylsulfatase activity; glucuronate-2-sulfatase activity
Source: RefSeq, a predicted model, not a curated record